AUGAGUGACAUAUUUCGCUUCAAGUUCUUUACCAUCGGAUCCAAGAACUAUCGACGUCGAUCAUCUCAAAGCGAGGUAGACGCCUUACGCGGAAGGGCAUUUAACGAUCUGCACAGGUAUCAGGCCGAGUUAAGAGGAAACUGGGCGCUAAAGCCAGGGGACUCGAUUGUGCGGAAUUUCCAUGUACUAGAUGAACGUCAUUGCGUCAUUGAACAGGAGAUUGUGAUCUCCAUCUUCGAUGUUGGCAAAACUUGGAUGGCCAUUGCCUGUUCAGAUGCAGGAAAUGACCUCUCUCAGGGACCAAGAUUUCCCUGGCUCGAGGCUGGCGAGGACUCAUUACCAAUCACACUUCUACCAAUCGUUCAAUAUAGACCGAGGUGUGCGUUAAAAUACCGCGGUAUUAACGAGAGUACUAGGUCGCCAAAAGGAAAGAACACCCAAAGUCUUGCCAUUUUUCCGGAAGGCUACGGGCGUGGCUUAGAUUGGUCGCUUGCAAAAUCCGAUCGGCUUCAUAUCUUGGCGGACGUGUUCAGACUAUCUGCCUUCUCUCAGAAACAACUUCUUAAUGUCAUGAAGGAGAAGAUAAGAACUGAAACGAACCGCCUGUCGCUCAGUAAUGAGAAUCCAACAUUGGCCAACCUGCUAUACUUCCGGGAUAUCCUACAGGACCAGCUAAGCAACACUUCCUAUAUGCUGCAGUUGACAAACGACAAGAACAAUAUCCUUCAAAAUGGUCAUCGCUCCACCACUGCUAUAUCUAUCGAUCAAAGAAGCGUGGCCAAUGACGCCAUGGCCGAAGUUUGCAGCCUGUUUCAAGACUUGCACUUAGAAGCACAAUCACUCUAUGAGAAGUGCACUCAAGGAAUGACAGUUAUCAGUAAUGAAGGCAUGCUUGCAGAGUCACAACGCGCCAUCCAGCAGGCGAAGUUGGUUACAAAGCUCACAAUCGUCGCCUUUGUGUACCUUCCGUUCACUUUCACCGCUGGUUUCUUUGGUAUGAACUUCAAGGAAUUGGGAAAUGAUAUGCCCUUAUGGAUAUUUUUUGCUGCCUCAUUUCCUCUGAUGUUUGUCACUAUGGGGGAGCUGAUUGGGGGCAGUCUACUCGCUGUAGGUGGAGUUGGAACGACACCUCCAGAGCAUUGGACAAACUCGAAAGGCGACCUAUGGCUGGGCACACUAGAUGCACCUGACAUCGGCAUUCUGUCCUUCCCAAACAGACUUGCAACAAAUGGUAUACUAUCUGGGAGGAAUAUUGAAGAGGAAGGUGCUUCUCUUCUCGCUGAGCUGUACCGCCUCGCCGAAGAUGAGACUGUGAUACAAUGUCCGAUUAUCCUGAUUGCUCAUAGCCUGGGCGGAUUGAUUGUGAAACGAGCCAUCUGUCAGGCAAAGCAAAGCCCAAACACUUAUCGGCAUUUGAUACGCAAGAUUGCUGGAUUUGUUUUCAUGGGAUGUCCGCAUUCUUCGUCCCAAGAACUAAAAGACUGGGUCGGGGUGGAAAGCAUUCUACAGAAAUUUACUAAAGGAAGGUAUAAUCCCCUGGAUUUACAAUGUGUUCAGAGUUUGGCUGGGGAUUGUGAAAAUUUCCGGGUCAUCUUAGCCGAAGACGAGAAGCAACUGUUGACCGUCAGCGAAAAGAAAGGAAUGAGCAAACAAAUGAUUGGAAAGAAAAUUUUAUUUGUUGACAGACACUCGGCAACCAUUGGCCAUGACCAAGAGACUAUAAUUGAGCACGACUCCAAUCACCGAGACCUCUGCAUUGUGUCGGCUGGAAGCAAAACGCUUGACGGGAUCUUUGAUUUUCUCCAUCUAGCUCUGGAUGACACAAGAAAAGCCCUCGCCAAAGACUCUCCACGGUACACCGGACCUUCCGUCUUCGCUGAAUCCACUGUCAGAGAUCAAAGCAGUGAUGAUGAGGAUCUCUCUGGUGUUACAACUGAAUCCAUGUCUGCCCUUGAAGGCCAGAAUGUGCUCCGUGGUCCCGAUGCGUCCGUUCUAGCAACCUCGGAGCCAGCUUCCUCAACUAAUCUCGGAUCAUGGACCAAGGGUGCUACCGCAGGCAGUGAUAAGAUCAACCCCGAUCUCAUCUCCGCCUUGAAAGAUUUCAGCAUCGAGUACCGCGACCCUAUCUUGCCGUGCAAAUCCAUUCUACUGCCCAGGGAUCCCGUUUUUUCUGGGCGCGAGGACACACUGUCAAGUAUUCGGCAGGCCCUUGUAGCCUCUAUACAAGAACCUGAGAAUGGAUCAGAUAGUUCACUUGGCGAGAUAAUCCCAUCGUUGAACGUUUACUCCCUCUGUGGUCCAGGUGGAAUGGGGAAAACUUCCAUUGCCAACGAAUUUGUUCACAGGUAUGAGAAGGACUUUGACGCUGUUUUUUGGGUUGCAGCGGACGAGGAGAGCAAGCUCUUUAACGGCUUUCGAGACAUUGCUGUAAAGCUCGGCAUCAUUUCAGACACCGAUGGCAAAGAUCUGCCAGCAAUCCGAGAGAUGCUCUUAGCUUGGCUUGCCAACCCUCUCAGGUCAUAUGAACAUAUGGACCACGUGAAACCAGAAAGAGCAUCUUGGCUCAUCGUUUUUGAUAACGUGGAUCGUGCUGAUACACUUGAAGACUUUUGGCCAAAAGAUGCUGCUGGUUCAGUUCUGGUUACCUGUCGAGAUCCAUUGAUCAAAAGCUCCAUCUAUUUGAGAAAUACUGGAAGCAUCGUUCCCGAGCUAUUGGAAGAAGAGGGAAUAACUCUACUGCUUCGUCUCACUAAUCGUGAGAGCGAUGAAGAUGACGUAAAGCAGGCACCUAGGGUUGUUCGAGCCUUGGGCAGAUAUCCCCUUGCCAUUGCGCAAAUGUCUGGAGUCAUACUAGCUCGAGACCUUGGUUUUAACGAAUUCCUUGAAUUGUAUUCCGAGGAAACAGAGCGUCGAGAGAUUCUUGGAAUCUCAGAAGGGCAAUCAGCUUCUCUUCGCAGAUACAACCAGACGCUUGGUACUGUCUGGAACCUGGAUGACUUGAGAGAGGGCAGGGCCUUAUUAGAAGUCAUAUCGUUCCUCGAUCCGGACAGUAUCCCAGAAUCGCUCCUAGAGAAAAACCCGGCAUGCAUGGAUUGGGAUCGCUAUCCCAAAACAUCAUUGGAAUACUCAAAGGCUCGUGCCGAGCUACUUUCUAGGUCACUGAUUUACAGAAAUCGGGGCAAGAAGACCUUACGUGUCCACCGGUUAAUACAGGAUACUGUGAGAACUCAAAUGAAUGAUGCAACAUUCAAUGAGGUAUACUCAAGAGUGCUGGACAUGCUUGGUGCACGGUGGCCAAGGGUUUUCAAAGGCUUUGGCAAUGUACAAACGGACUGGCAACAGAAUUCUGAGCUUUGGGCUCACGUUCUCUCACUGUUCAAAUAUCGGGACCGUUUUAGCCCUGGAGCUGCUCACUUUGCUACUGCUAUCAAGCGGAUGCACUUUGCCCUCGAUGUCUUGAUAUUUAGCGUUUCAGACUCCCGAUUUAGUGCUUCACCAACAAUCCUGCUCUUUUUCAGCUUUUUGAGAGAUGCAGUGAGCGGAGAGCCAAGUCAUGAGCUACAAAUGAUUGAUGCUAAUUUCCACUACUGCCGAGGAGAACUCGGGUUGCAUAUCAACAACCGUGAACAUCCUUUGCCAGAUUUCAGCCAAUGCGUCAAACAGCUGGAUACUUUACUAGAUGAUGAUGCCAAGAAAGCUGAUUCAUUAUUUGGGGUCGCAGUGAACGAGCUCGGUUGUGCCUACUUGAUGAAUUGGAAGAACGACGAGGGUCUGAUUGAAUUUGAGAGAGCAGUCACUAUCCUUCAAAACCUAUGUCACCCUUCAGCGCAGGAGAUUACUAUGGGUCAAAUCAAUGUAGGAUUUGUCUAUGGUUACCUUGGACGGUAUGAUGAAGCUUUGCAGAUCUUUGAGGUUGCAUUGAAGGAGCGUCAUAUAAAGCUUGGUCGGGAUGAUUACUCCUCCUUUGUAAAUGGAAAAUUGUACAUGGGCUGGGGGAAUGUACUGGCUGCACAGGGCCGGCUUGAUGACAGCUUCAAAUUACACGUUAAAUGUCUGGAGCAUUACAAGCGCUCGGUUGGUAAUUCUCACCAUAGAACGGGGGAUGGAUGUGUGAAGGCUUCGGAUCAUUUUGCUCGCACUGGAGACGGUCCUACGGCCUUAGCCCUGCUUGACCAAGCUCUCAAGAUUUUCAACCUUGACACAUACCACAGACCAGAAGCUGCAAGAGCUCACUACAAGAAGGGAAGUGUCUUGAAGCAGAUGGACCAAGAAGAGGAAGCCAACAAAGAAAUGGACACAGCUCUCGACAUCUUCAACAGCUUUGUUUCCCCUGAAGACCGCGCUGGAACCAUCGAUGAACUGGAUGACGAGGAUUUUGAUCAUUGGAUCAUGUUCUGGUCUCGAUGA
This is a messenger RNA of Penicillium coprophilum, 4407 nucleotides long. RefSeq lists its product as uncharacterized. Bases 1 to 4407 code for a protein of 1468 amino acids. Gene Ontology annotation, biological process: transmembrane transport; metal ion transport. Gene Ontology annotation, molecular function: protein binding; ADP binding; metal ion transmembrane transporter activity. Lineage: Eukaryota; Fungi; Ascomycota; Eurotiomycetes; Eurotiales; Aspergillaceae. The transcript is spliced from 11 exons. Gene Ontology annotation, cellular component: membrane. The record is from RefSeq and is a predicted model, not a curated record.